AUGGAGCCGAUUCGAAUUCUCCUCGUUGGUAACGGUGGGCGCGAGCAUGCGCUUGCGUGGAAACUGAGCCAGUCUCCUCUUGUCGAGUCCAUCAUCGCAGUUCCAGGAAACGGAGGCACCUCGACAUGCCCCAAAGUCACAAAUGAUACCAGCGUAAAAGCAGAUGAUUAUCCAGGAUUGGUCAAACUUGCGCAGAAUAACAAUGUCAAUUUGGUGGUUCCCGGACCCGAAGCUCCACUGGUUGAUGGUAUUGAGGGAUAUUUCAAGGCGGUGGGAAUCAGAUGUUACGGUCCUUCCAAAUUGGCAGCACGAAUGGAAGGCAGCAAAGCAUUUUCCAAAGACUUUAUGCAGAGACAUAAUAUUCCAACUGCGGCAUACGCAAACUUUUCAGAUUACGAAGACGCAAAGAAGUACCUCGACAAAAUUGAUCACAAUGUUGUGUUGAAGGCAAGUGGAUUAGCGGCUGGGAAGGGUGUACUUAUCCCAACCACCAAAGAGGAGGCACACAAAGCUUUGAAAGAGAUCAUGGUUGACAGAGAAUUUGGAGAAGCUGGGGAUGAGGUCGUUAUUGAAGAGUUCCUGGAAGGAGACGAACUCAGUAUUUUGACAUUCAGCGAUGGCUACACGAUCAAGUCACUUCCUCCAGCUCAGGACCAUAAGCGAAUUUUCGACGGAGAUCAAGGGCCAAACACUGGUGGAAUGGGAUGUUAUGCUCCAACCAAGAUUGCUAGCAAGGCCUUGAUUGAACAAAUUGAGAAGACCAUCCUACAGCCAACGAUAGACGGGAUGAGAAAUGAAGGAUUCCCAUUUGUGGGAACACUUUUCACUGGCCUCAUGAUCACAGCAACUGGACCAAAGACAUUGGAGUACAACGUCAGAUUCGGUGACCCAGAAACGCAGACUUUAUUACCCCUUAUGAGCGAGGACACAGAUCUCGCAAAGGUUAUGGUUGCAUGCACCGAGCACUGGCUUUCCGGAAUUGAUAUCAAGGUUGAUCAGAAGUCCAGUGCUACAGUGGUGGUGGCAGCAGGAGGAUAUCCAGGGUCUUAUGAAAAAGGAAUCCCAAUGGAGGUAGGCUCCCCAGCAGCAGGCGCAAACAUCUUCCAUGCCGGUACUGUCGUCAAGGAUGGCCAGCUGCGGUCUUCUGGCGGACGUGUUAUUGCGGCUCAGGCAACAGGAGCGACAUUAGAAGAAGCUGUGAAGAACGCUUAUGACGGUUUAAGCCACAUCAAAUUCGACAAGAUGUUCUACCGAAAGGAUAUUGCUCACCGAGCACUCAAAAGAACUGCUUCGAAGGAGGCUCUUACUUAUGCCUCGGCCGGAGUCAGUAUUGAAGCUGGUAAUGCUUUGGUCGAGCGUAUCAAGAAAGCCGUUGCUUCCACCCGGCAACCUGGAGCAGACGCAGAAAUUGGAGGCUUUGGUGGAGAGGUCAAUCUUCAGAAAGCAGGCUACACGAGUGCACCAAUAACUGUUGGUGCUAUUGAUGGUGUGGGAACAAAACUUGCAGUCGCACAAGCGAUGAACAAGCAUGACACAGUUGGUAUUGAUCUGGUCGCAAUGAAUGUCAAUGACCUAGUUGUUCAAGGAGCAAAGCCAUUCAUGUUCCUAGAUUAUUAUGGAUGCAGUACGCUGAAGCUUGAGACUGCCGCAGCUUUUGUCGAAGGAGUUGCUGAAGGUUGUAAUCAGGCUGGAUGCGCACUGGUUGGAGGCGAAACGGCAGAGAUGCCUGGAAUGUAUCAAAAUGAUGAUUAUGAUGCUGCUGGUUGCGCUGUUGGAGCCAUGUCUGCAGAUGUAAGACUUCCUCGCAAGGCCGAUAUGGUUGAAGGCGAUGUUCUACUUGGUCUGGCAUCAAAUGGUCUACACUCCAACGGAUUCUCGCUUGUGCGCAGAAUCAUCGCUCGCGAAGGAUUGUCUUAUCAAGACCCAACUCCUUGGGACGACUCGAAAUCUACCGUUUUGGGAACAUCUUUGCUCACACCAACCAGAAUUUACGUCAAGUCUCUCCUCAAAGUCACAGAUAAGAAGCUUGUUAAAGGUCUCUCGCAUAUCACAGGAGGUGGUCUCGCCGAGAACGUUCCUCGAAUGCUUCCAUCUCAACUGAGUGCUGAGAUCGACCUAAAGACGUGGGAGCUUCCCCCAGUCUUCAAGUGGCUGAAGAAGGCGGGAAAUGUUAGUGGUAAGGAAAUGUCACGAACUUUCAAUACUGGUAUUGGAAUGGUUGCGGUUGUUAGCCCAGAAAAUGUGAAGCAGGUCCAAGAAGAGCUCACGGCAGCUGGGGAGACGGUUUUUACGGUUGGCAAACUGAUUAAGCGCUCCGAUGAUGCAGGAUGUGUGUUGUUGAAUCUUUCCUCUUGGGAUUAA
This is a messenger RNA of Glarea lozoyensis ATCC 20868, 2361 nucleotides long. Its product is annotated as Glutathione synthetase ATP-binding protein. Gene Ontology annotation, molecular function: phosphoribosylamine-glycine ligase activity; ATP binding; metal ion binding. Lineage: Eukaryota; Fungi; Ascomycota; Leotiomycetes; Helotiales; Helotiaceae. Gene Ontology annotation, cellular component: cytosol. The record is from RefSeq and is a predicted model, not a curated record. Gene Ontology annotation, biological process: adenine biosynthetic process; 'de novo' IMP biosynthetic process. The coding region runs from base 1 to 2361 and encodes 786 amino acids. The transcript has a single exon.